ACUCUCCGUAGAAAGACAAUCGAAACCAGAAAAGCUCCAAGCAUGAGGGGUUGCUGCAAAACCCUAAUCCAGAGUUCCCUCCCUUCCCUCCACAACUCGAAACCCUACUACCUCUCCAAUUCCAGCCAUGUCUUCCCUUUCCUCCCCCGCGCUCUCCCUGGCUUCUCCUUCAAUUCCUCGACUCCCAGAGCCAAACUUCCCCACACCUUCCAUAUCCACUCUACCCCUUCUAAUUCCACUUCUUCGGCAGCACUAGGAGUAGCAAUCUCUUCGGAAUCGGCCGAAGAUGAACCCCAAGACGACCCGAAGAGGGACACCGUGGAGCACUUGCUCACCAACCCGGACGACAUUUCCAGGCUGAUGAAGAUGGAGAGGCGGCAGCAGGGCGACUAUGAGAAGCGAUGGUUCCCUUACUUGGAUGCGUUCAAAUGUGGGAAUGGCGCGAGCUUGAGUAGCGGCCAAGUGUUGGAAGCAAUGGCGCCGUAUAUGAUGGAAGAGAGGAAAGAGAGGUUCAGGACCGCCGUGAAGAACCGGAGUUACUCGGUUUGUCUGGUGGUCGAAGGAUUGAACGAUUUCGGGAACGUUUCUGCUACGUUUCGUUCUGCUGAUGCGCUUGGGUUUCAGUCUGUUCAUGUCAUCAACCCGGAUAGCUCGAAAAGGUAUAGAGAUAACCGCCAUGUUAGCAUGGGAGCUGAGAAAUGGUUGGACAUUGAAUUGUGGGACUCUACUGUAGAGUGCUUCCAAGUUCUCAAGUCUCGUAGUUAUCGAAUUGCUACAACACAUGUUGGAACAGAUGCGGUAUCGAUUUAUGACAUGGAUUGGUCUUGCCCUACUGCAAUUGUUGUUGGCAACGAACAUAGGGGGAUAAGUGAUGAGGCCCUCGGACUUUCAGAUCUGCAUUGCAGUAUUCCAAUGAAUGGCAUGGUCGACUCUUUCAAUGUAUCAGUUGCUGCUGGCAUUCUCAUGCACCAUGCUGUUUGUGACAGAACUUCCCGUCUGGGGCGGCAUGGGGAUUUAACAGCAGAAGAAAGCAAGAUACUGCUGGCUGAGUUCUCACUGCGUCAUAGCAAGAGUGCGAUAAGCAUCGCACAUGAAUAUGCAAAGAGGAGUAAGGCUUCCACGCCUGUGCCAAAGCUGUGAUGGAGAUGUAUCAGAAAAAGCUUCCACUACCAAAUGUCUGUGCAGUCUGCAAAUCCCCCUCCCGAUGUAAACAGAGAAGAAUUGGAGAAAAACAUCUGCAAUGAGCAAUUUGCUCUGCUUCGAUGCAUCGGAGGCAAAGGAAAAAUCACCGGUCAGUUGGCGUUUGCUUGGGAACAACUGGAGGUGAUGUGCUUAGCUAGUGCAGCCUCUCUAACUCUUUGUUUGGUUCUUCUUGACGAAGUAAAGAGAGAACGGAAGCAAGUUCUAUCUAUCAUAAGACAUGUCAAAAGUUUACUGUUUCUUAGUGUCCCAUCCAAAGGGUGACUUGUUGGUGACAUCACAAAAUUUUGAUGACCUAAAUGGAACUUUUUUCUGCUUCUCUCUCCUACUUUUGCUCCCAUUCACUCAUAUUCAUCUCUUUACUGUACCCACCCAUCCACCACUCCAUCUCAAUCUCUCCAUUUUCUUCAUUGGAAUAGGACGAAGCAGGAGGAGGAAGAAGAAGAAGAGUGAGUAGAGGAACCAGGGUGUGGUCUUUGGCGGCCGUGGGUGGUGGGGAUAUUCCUGGGUUUUUGUUGGUUAUGAUUGGAAUCGUCUUUUGUAGGUGCUGGCAACGGCAGAAGUGGUGCUUGAACACUAGGUGACGGAACAAGAAGAUUUUUUUCCUUUUCUGAGAAUCUCGAACAGGUAUGGGUCUAAAGGCGGUUUCUGAUCUCUUCUUGAUUUUCAUUCUUCGUUUUCAGAGUUUAUAUAAUUUAUCCUAUCUAGCUUAUGAUGAUUACAAUGGUGAAUCAAUUGUUCAUCCCUUAUAAUUGGAUCUGUGUGUGGUCUUCGGCGGCCGUGGGUGGCGGGGAUAUUCCUGGGUUUUUGUUGAUUAUGAUUGGAAUCGUCUUUUGUAGGUGCCGGCAAUGGCGGAAGUGGUGCUUGAACAGUAGGCGAUGGAACAAGAAGAUUUUUUCCCUUUCUGAGAAUCUCGAACAGGUAUGGGUCUAAAGGCGGUUUCUGAUCUCUUCUUGAUUUUCAUUCUUUGUUUUCAGAGUUUAUAUAAUUUAUCUUAUCUAGCUUAUGAUGAUUACAAUGGUGAAUCAAUUGUUCAUCCCUUAUAAUUGGAUCUGUAUUUGUUAGUUCCAGGUUAGGAUUCUGAGUUCGAUGGGAAGCCUUGCAGGAAUGCAACAAAAAAACAACCCUCAGUUAGCUCCCCAGCCGGUAUGUUGCCCAAAUAGUGGUUGUUAUCAUAUAUGGUUGGCCACAAUUCUAAUUUUCGUUUCUUUCUUUGUUCCUAUAGUACUUGCUUUUGUUGAAUGACCGAAACUACCUUCGCCUAUAGAAACUGUUGCUGUAAGUUGUGUUCCAGCUCUCUCCUCCAUCUAUUUUGCAGUAAAGAUAUAAUAACUGCUUCAGGGUUUAUCUUCUACUCACCUUUUAUGAUUUUAGAUUACACACUGGAGAAGAUUGUAGAAGGGAUGCAGUUUUAGAGAUGGAUGCUUGUUUUUCCAAUUCAUUGUGCGCUGGCCAGCUUCUUUUAUCAAACUCCUCAUUGUAGAUAUAGGUUUGUCGAUGUAAUCUCUUUGACCAUUCAGAAGCUCCAAACCUCAGAUUGCACCUAUGGGUUUUGUAUUUUUCAUGGAUGUAUGUUAUGGGUUUUGUAUGUCCUGUGUUUGAGCUCUUAAGCAUAAACCAUGCAACGAGCCAUUGAUGGUCUGAAAUUCUAAUUGGUUUCAGGUAUAGAAGCUAACAACAAGAAGGUGAAGGAGUUUGGUCAGAGUCUUACAUUCACAGGAACUAGAUGUAACCAUCUCAAAGUUGGGGAUGUCAUUCAGGUUGAUAAUGAGGAGUUUUUCCUUGCCGAUAUUCCUCUGCUUUCUUCAACCUUCAAUAAAGAUGGGUCUUCUAUUUUGUCUUUCUUUGUUAUUCUGAAGUUGAUAAAGCCCUUAACUUUGUGAUGGAUACUUAGAUUGAUGUGCCUUGUGGAAUGGUUGUCGAGACAGAGGAUAAGGUUAAGGACCUCUAUUUCUUUGCGUUUCAGGAAUCUGGUGAUGAGGCAAUUCAUUACUUGGGCUAGAGUGAAAGUGAGGAUCACAUUGAAGCAAUAUAGGUAGAUUCGUUUUGAUGUCAAUCUCUUAGUGAAUUGCAUCUUUGGUGAUUCAUUACUAUUUUAUAGAUCAUUUAUGUCUCCUUGCUUGGAUUUACAUGCCUAUCAAAGAUCAUGUUGGAAUUGUGUCUCGGUCUGUGAUUUUUUUGAUUGAUUUGGUUGGAUACGGGAAACUGAAUUGGUCUACAUCAUUGUCAUAAUCUGUCAAAACCAUUUCUACACUUUACUGCAAUGACCUUCUGGUUGAUUUCCAGUCCAUUUAAUCUUGCUUCGGUUUACAAAGUUGUUAGAGUAGUAAAGUUUAUAUUCAUGCUGCCUCUUUCUACUAAGCACACCCAUAGCCAUCUUGGGUAAUAGAUGUGAGCCGUGGAACUGAAGUAUAUGGUCUCCAUUGUUUUUUCAUUUCACUCAAUUCAUUUGGCUUUUCCCUCUAACUCCUGUCUGUGUUGGUUUCUUCAAUCUUGGUUUAGGAGGUAAGAGGAGCUCCAAGCGAACAGGUGUCGGGUGCUGCAACCUAACAUAGAGGAUUCUGAGAGGACCCAGGUCCACGAGUUCCACAUCGGCGAGUUAAGUUGUUUUCUAUAUUUCAGAGUUUAGAGUGAGUAAUGAGAACAAGCAGACCCACCAAACUGCAUUUUCGAUCGAGGUUAUUGUUAUCUCUUCCCGUUUAGUUUACUUUCGUAUUUUCAGUAGCUAAGUUCUUUCUCUUCCUUCCUUCCUCAAAAUGGUUUGUUCACUUUUUCUGAAGCUUCAAUGGUGGUUUUGUAUCCUUUUUUAGAACAAAGGGUGCCCCUACUUUCCAAAUAGCCUUCUUUGCUUUUACUGUGUUGAGUAGAAGUCAUCCACCCCAUUUUAUCUGCAUGUAAACAAACAGAAAAGUAAUCCUAUUAAUUGAUUGAAUUUGAUAGCCUACAAACUGUUAUUGAAUGGAUGAAUAUAGCCAUUUUGGAAACUUACUGAUGUUGUUGGCGACCCAUUACCGUCAUUCUUAAUGUAUGUGUUCGCUGCUGAAUCUGCACGUCCUUUCUACCUUUUUUUUUUGCUCUCGGGUUCUCUUCUCCAAAACAAGGAUCAUUGAUGUAUCAUCAAGAACAAAUCUUUAUGUUCGGUAUGCAAAUCAGACUUAUAGUUUUGUGUUCUCAUUGCGGUGUUCUUAUUUUAAAUGUUUGGAUUCAAUUAUGUUCUUUUCCAUGCUCAUAGAUGAAGUCUUCUUCGCAAGAAGUCUGGAAAUGUCACAGAGGAUUUGAUUACAGAGUUCUUUAGAAUAUUCUUACCGUUGUUCCUGUAAAAGCUACACUUUCAAAGUCCUUUCAUGCCUUAUGAACAAUGUAUGGUUUGAUUUUUUAUUGAAGGGUAGAGGAUUCAAUGCUCAUAGCUGAAAUCUACGCUUUUUCAUGAUUUUAGGGAAGAACACUUCCACACCAUGGUGUCUGAGACCUUGACUGUAACCUAUCAUAGUGAAACUGAGUAACUUUAUAUGUAAUUGGUGUGAUACUCUUACAAACAUAAGUUAUUUGAUUUGCUUUCCUUUUUCUUUACUGCUAUCCCUUUCUUCUGUGAUAUUUCAGUAGCUUGUGGAAGGAUGUAUCUCCCAGAUUCACCCUCGACCAUUGCUAGGUAUGAAAUAAGAAGGAACACUAAGGUUUUCUACAACUCAAUACUAAUCUCAUGUUCUGUUUUGAAAUUGAGUUAACUUGUGUCAUGAAUUACAACCCAAUUCAUUUUCUUGGUAAUGAACUGAGUCGCUUAGCUCAACAUCUAAUCCUACCUUCCUCCCAGUUAAUUAAUUCAGUGUUUGGUAUCAGGUUAAGAGUCACUCCAAUCUCUCUUAAUUUCCAUCCCUUUUGAGAUCUUAUUUCUCAAACUAUUGUGUAACACAAUCAUUGGGACACUAUCAAUCUCUUGGUUUCAUCUAUUUGUUUACUUUCUGUUUAGUUGCCUCUAAUUUUGAGUUUCAUUAUGUUCUUUGGUUGUGAGAAAGAGAAAAUACAAGUAUUUGUACUCCUUUUAAUGCUUUUGGGUGUUUUAUUUUGUUUUACUAUCUUUUUAAAAAUUCUAUCAAGUUUUUCUGACUGUAGUUGUUCGCACUUCACAGCCCAGAAAUCAUGUGUUUCUGGGUUCAUAAGAUGAAUGGCCUAACCAUUUUUCAUUGACUUUGUUUUCCUUAUUCAUUGAAUUAGAUGAUUCCUUCAUUGAUAUCGCGGUUCAGGUUUUGUCGCCCUCCAGAUUUUUUAUAGAUAUGAGCCUAUUGAGUAAACGGGUUAUAUUGAGGGAUUUGAAGGUGCAUAUCAAAGGCAGAUUCAUUGAGAUCUCUCCCCCUUCUCUACUUCCUAUUAGAGCUAUAAAAAAAUUCAGCAGUUGUUUGCUCUGUCGCUAUCUACUAAAGUUCUUUCAAAUGUUCUUCAGUGCAGGCUAUCUAUAUGCUCUUCUUUCAAUUCCUUACUGAUAAAAUUUCCUUCACAUGAUAAUUGUACAUUUUGGGUAUGUGUUAAAUACUGAUGUAAAUCUUUUUAUUUUUUCAGUUCUUGGGAUAAUUUUCUCGGGUUGUGAAUUUAGUUGGGUCUUGCUACGAGUGGAUGCUUCCUGUAUGUAUAAGAUAUGAGUAUUUUAGUUAUUACUUUAUUAGCAGGUUAAAAACAACCCUUCUGUUCCAUUUAUUAGUGCAUUUUGCCCUUCCACAGUCAGAUGCUAUACUGAAUUCUCUCCAAAUUGUUAUUGGUUAUUUAUUCAGAUCGCAAGAUGUUCAUUUUGCAACCCGCCGCGCAGCACGGGCUUUCCGAACUAGUGUGUAUUUAUAUUGGGGUUUCCAUGGAGAUGCCAGCUUGUAGGCACACAUCUCAACCAUUAAGAUAUACCAAGUUGAUACUAAACAAUAUGCAUUACUACUUUUUCCACAUGUUUUAUUCCCGUUAACAACCACUUUGGGUUAUUGAGACUUGGGAUCAUGUGGUCAACAGCUGGAAACAUUGGGAAUCAUGUUCAAUGCGGAAGGGUCAGAGAGAAUCAAAUCAUUCCUGCAUAGGGUUGCUGGAUCAGUUUGCAAGUUGAGGUAUGGCAAUGGCAGCCUGAUAGGCCACACGACACCAUUUUGGCUGGCUGGCUGUGUCUAUAGAGUUAAGAAUCUGUCCGUAACUAAUAAGACUAAAAAACAGGGGAUUUCCGAGAAUGGCAUCCCCUGCUCCCAACCCGUGGCUCUGCCUGUACAAAUACAGCAAAACAUAAUACAAUCCUCUAAAUUUAUAGAAAAGAUUGACCAUGCUCAUCAAGCUACGCAUAUCUUUUAUUUGAUUCUUAUUUAUCCCUUUAACUGGAGAUGCGGUGGAUGUCUAUCAAGCCAUGGCGCGGGGAUAACAUAUAGUACCCUUUAGUCACUACGCUUUGGAGGUAAAGUUGAAGAAGUGGGCACAACUAGUGCGAUCACCCAAAAGUGUAGGACCGGACCCUAACCUUUUCCCAGCAACAUUAAACUGCAACAGGACAUUCUCCAACUGGUACACUCUUCUUCACUUCAACCGUCGAGUUCGAUCCAAACAUGCUCCAAAAAGCUUACUGUCCUUCAACGCAAGGGUGAUCACAGGGACACUUGCCCCGACCCGGGUGCUGAAAAUGCCCGUGGAGUUAAAUCAUGCCUCAAGGCUCAAACGGUACCACGACUCCGACCCUUUUCGUGCCCUGUGAUCAUAUCCAUUUCGUGAACUCCUUGACCAAGGAAUUGUAUAUUGAAGUGUGCAGAGCUGUGUAUGGGUAAUAACUUGUGUUAAUUUUAGUUCGUCCAUGACCAUUUUUGUUUAUGGAUAACAUAGCUUUUAUUCGAUAGAAUUGCUUUGCCAUUGAUCUUGAUCGAUUUGACUCCGAUGAAGUACUCUGGUGACGGCUUGCCGUUUGUAUGUAUGCUCGACAUGCUUACAGGGUUGAGAAUCAAUGGAGUGAAAGUGAUGGAAUUGGAUGAGUAAAUGUUUGGGAACAAU
Messenger RNA from Linum trigynum, 7200 nucleotides. NCBI's taxonomy places the organism in Eukaryota, Viridiplantae, Streptophyta, Magnoliopsida, Malpighiales, Linaceae. The record is from the annotation of a GenBank genome assembly.